ACGAUCAACAAACGUGUCGUGUCGACAGUGGUCUGCCCCGCGAUUCCGUCUGUUAAAAUUGUGCUGGGGGACGAGGUGAGCUCUCCCGUGGAAAUGGAGACGGCGGCGGCGGCGGCGGCGGCGGCGGCGGCGGGGUUGAGGAACAGGUACUGGGUCUUGCGGCACGGCAAGAGCAUCCCCAACGAGAGGGGCCUCAUCGUUUCCUCGCUGGAAAAUGGCACGCUUCCGGAGUAUGCAUUGGCCUCAGAUGGUGUCGAUCAGGCGCGAAUGGCCGGCGAGCUCUUUCUCCAGGCACUGAAAGAAAAUGAUAUUCCGCUAGAGAAUGUCCGUAUUUGUUACUCACCAUUUGCGAGAACCAGCCACACUGCGAGAGUUGUUGCGUCGGUUCUGAAUAUUCCAUUCGAGGGUCCACAAUGCAAGGCGAUAGUGGAUCUUCGGGAACGUUAUUUCGGUCCUUCAUUUGAGCUCAAGUCACAUGAUAAAUACACUGAAAUAUGGGCACUUGAUGAGAAAGAUCCAUUCCAGAAGCCAGAAGGCGGAGAAUGUGUCGAUGAUGUUGCUUCCAGACUUGCAAAAGCUAUGGUGGACAUUGAGACAGACUUUCAAGGAUGUGCUGUAUUGAUCGUUAGCCAUGGUGAUCCACUGCAGAUUUUGCAGACUAUAGUUUCUGCAGCUAAAAUAGGAAAUUCAAACAUUAACGAGUUUUCAUCAAGCAUACAAGCAACCAGAACCUUUGCAGUCUUGUCACAACACCGGAAGUUCGCCUUGCUUACCGGAGAACUCAGGGCACUCGCAUAGUUCUUGGCCUUUUGCUUUGGUUUAUCGGCCUUUUGAAUUUGGCGGACUUACAUGGCUGGACCAGAUUCUGAUAAAUUCAUUGACAGUGUUAAGAAUAAUUAUGAAUACAUUUUUUGCAAUAUUAGUAGCUGCGUACUAUAGAACUUGUUUCUCAUCCACGAAGAGGUUAAUAGAGCCUAGAGGUUUUGACGUAAAAGCAUGGUUGAGAAUAGACAUAGCCAUUUUAC
Eucalyptus grandis is the source of this 1025-nucleotide messenger RNA. RefSeq names its product metal-independent phosphoserine phosphatase. NCBI's taxonomy places the organism in Eukaryota, Viridiplantae, Streptophyta, Magnoliopsida, Myrtales, Myrtaceae. The transcript is spliced from 6 exons. The record is from RefSeq and is a predicted model, not a curated record. Bases 94 to 798 code for a protein of 234 amino acids.